Cottoperca gobio is the source of this 2617-nucleotide messenger RNA. RefSeq names its product DEAD (Asp-Glu-Ala-Asp) box polypeptide 20 (gene ddx20). The transcript has 11 exons. Bases 44 to 2392 code for a protein of 782 amino acids. The record is from RefSeq and is a predicted model, not a curated record. Gene Ontology annotation, molecular function: RNA helicase activity; ATP binding; nucleic acid binding. NCBI's taxonomy places the organism in Eukaryota, Metazoa, Chordata, Actinopteri, Perciformes, Bovichtidae.
AGCAGCUGAAUUUGAUCACCGGCGGUAAACAAGUACAGUCAACAUGGCUACCUCCGUGAGGAAAGCAGCCCACGACAUCGAAACGCGAAAGCGGACCGAUGAUGUGAUUCUGUCGGAGGGAAUCGACUUCAGCUCCCUGCUGCUCUCUCAGGCCGUGCUGGACGGACUGUCCUCCUCAGGCUUCCAGAAACCCUCCCCGAUCCAGCUCAAGGCGAUCCCGCUGGGCCGCUGCGGACUUGAUUUGAUUGUACAGGCCAAGUCUGGCACGGGGAAGACAUGCGUGUUCUGCACCAUCGCCCUGGACUCUCUGGUCCUGGAGAAUCCUGCAACUCAGGUUCUUGUUCUGGCUCCUACACGCGAGAUAGCGGUGCAGAUCCACUCGGUGGUGAUGGCCAUAGGCUGUGCCGUGGAGGGCCUCGAGUGCCAUGUUUUCAUCGGGGGCCGGCCUGUGAGUCAGGACAAAACCAAUCUGAAGAAGUGCCAUAUAGCUGUGGGCUCGCCCGGUCGUAUCAAACAGCUUAUCGAGCUGGACAUGUUAUCCACCGCCAGUAUCAGACUGUUUGUUCUGGAUGAGGCAGACAAGCUGCUGGAGGAGGGCAGCUUCCAGGAACAGAUAAACUGGAUCUUUUCCUCUCUGCCUGUGAACAAACAGAUGCUGGCACUUUCUGCCACCUACCCAGAAUCCCUGGCUCAGCACCUUACACGCUACAUGAGAGAGCCCACUUUUGUCAGACUCAACCCUAGUGACUUGGGCCUUAAAGGCCUGAAGCAGUAUUACAAGCUGGUGCAGUCCCAUCCUUUACCUCACAUGGUUUUCCAGGAGAAGGUGCAGCAUUUGCUGGAGCUUUUCAGUAAAAUCCCAUUCAACCAGGCCCUGGUGUUCUCCAACCUACACACAAGGGCUCAGCACCUGGCAGACAUCCUGUCCUCCAAAGGCUUACCUGCUGUUUGUAUCUCAGGUGGUCUGAGUCAGGACCAGAGACUGGACGCCAUGUCAAAACUGAAGCAGUACCAGUGCAGGGUGCUCAUCUCCACUGACCUCACAUCCAGAGGUAUAGAUGCAGAGAAAGUAAACUUGGUGAUUAAUCUGGACGUGCCGCAUGACUGGGAGACGUAUAUGCACCGAAUUGGACGCGCUGGCCGCUUCGGCACUCAGGGGCUGGCUGUGACCUACUGUUGCCAUGGUGAGGAGGAGAACAAGAUGAUGGCCAUUGCUCAAAAGUGUGGCCUGAGCUUGUCUACAUUGCCAUCCACCAUAGAGCCUGGGUUGAUGGAUGAGUCAUGUGACUGGGAUGUCUGCACUGAGGCGUCUACUCCAGGUCCCUUACCCCAGCCCUCCUACAGGACAGAGAAGAAGAAGAAGUGUGCCACGUCAGUCACGGAUGAUUCUCUGAAGCACAGCGGUCAAAGGAAGCUAGAGAAGACUCAUCCAGCACCCAAGCUGGAAGCACACGGCGAAGGGAAUCCUAGAAGAGCGUCUCCUGUAAAAGACACUCUCCCACAGCAUCCUCCUCAGGCGGUCCGGACUCGAAAAGAGCAGCAGGAGGCUCUGCCAAAGAUCCCUCCUCUCACCUCGUUCAAGAGUUGUAGGUCAAGGUUUAUGACCUUAGAGAAGGCUGAGCGGGACUUCCACAGCUUCAUUACCACAGGGUUGGGGAGAUCAGUGGAGGUCAUCAGGGAGUUCAGAGGGGGAGAGGACGGUGAUUGGCAUAGAGAGUGUAUCACGCUUAAUGAUGACAGUUCUCAAAUGUUCAAACAAAAUAGGCGGAAAUCUGACUUUUCACCUCCGAGGUCAGUUUCUGGUUCUUCAAGCUCGCAAUCUGACGAAGAUGAUGAGAAAGAUCAGACUCCAGGAGGGGGAUGCAGAGCAAUCACUAAGCCUCUGACUGAAGCCGGACAGACGCCUACUGUGUCCAAACCAAACGCAGAGUCCACUAGAUCCAACGCUUGUACUUCUUCUGCUCCCAAAAUGUAUCACCAGACAGCCUGCGCAUCAAGUGCGAGAGCUUCGUCUCAGCCUAAGAGCUAUGAAUCCGCACCAACGGUUAAAUCGAGCGGGCAUCUCGGUCAGAUGGCUCCAGCACAGAAUAGCAGAAGUGAAUCCAGAAAGGUUAAAGAAAAGGCUGGGAAACGGAGCAAAACUACUCCGGAGAAGAUGAACCGAGAGCCAAAGAGGGAAAGGGAUGAAGAAGAAUACGAUGAGGAUGAUGAAGAGGAGCCACGGAGCGCUGAAUCUUACUGGAGAGCCAGCUACAGAGCCUGGAACGAUUACUACGCCUCCAUGUCUCCUUAUCAAGAGCAAGGUUACCAAAGCUACUACAGUGUAGCCCACAACUGGAUGGCAGCGUAUCGUAUGAAUGCUGUCUACAUGGAAGAACUCAUGAAACGCUGACGUGUCUGUAAUGUUUAUCGAUUGUUUAUCAGGACGUCUAAUCGUGCUUUCUAGUCAGAAAUUGUGUCAGCAAUUUCCCCUGCAAAAAAUAAUCAAGUACAAAUGUUUGCUUUUCUGGUCUGACACAUUGCACUUACAAUAUAGUUAAUUUGUAUGUUUUUCCAUGAAUGUAUACCAUAACUGUCCCAAUUACUUUUCUAAUAAAUGACCAGUAUGGAGCAUGUA